GAAAUUUGUGUUCCCAGAUUUCUUCCAACACCCGGAUUUUCUCUGCUAAAAACCCUACACCCUCAAUGCAUCCCUUGUUUGGAAGAAAGGGCGAAUUUUCCUUGGAACCCAAAUUUUGUUUCAGUGCGGUAUAAUCGAAUUUCACUUGGUUUUUCUAAAAGCACGAGUUCGAUUUGAUUUUGCCCUGCUUCUGCCACUUUUUUUUUUUGUUCAAAACAGUGAUUGAUAGAAAUUGAAAAAUUGAAUUUCCUUGGUGAGUUGGAAGUGAGAGUGGCAUUGGUGAAGUUGAAUUGGAUUGCAGGGAGUGUGGUGUGUGUUGAAUGGUUAAAAUUGAUGAGAGGAUGUGAAGGGCAUUGAGAGGAGCAUGUGAGAUAAGAUGAGUAGUGGGUCAUUGGGCAUUCGUUCUGCGAGUUAUGGGUGUUUGGAGAAGCAGCUACAGAAUGGAGUGUCACCUAUUCUAACAGCACGCAAGCCUCCUAAGAUGCUGAAGGAGAAAGAGAGGUUAUUCCUUUGGAUCUGCAAGUUUGCUGGCAGAAAGAAGGUUGGAAUGCUCUUUCUCUGUAUCAUCUCAGCUGCUGUUUUCGUCUGGGUUUUGUACGUUGGAAAAGGUGAAGAUUCACAGGAGGGGAACAGUGUGCAUAAUAACAUUAGUGUUAAUGAAAGUGUGUCUAUAAGUGAUUCUCCAUCUGUGAUCUCUACCGCAAAUAUGAUGGGAUUCACUACAAGUUUGGUACUACCUCCUCCUCCCCCUAGCUAUUUUCUUGGUUACACUCUUUCUCCUGGUCAUCCAUGUAAUAGUUUCACACUUCCUCCGCCACCAGCAGAUAAAAAGCGUACAGGGCCACGGCCUUGCCCAGUAUGUUACCUUCCUGUGGAUGAAGCCAUCGCACUCAUGCCAAAGUUUCCAUCACCUUCUCCAGUACUUAAGAAUUUGACAUAUAUCUAUGAGGAAACUCUCAGCAGGGAUGGAGAAUUUGGUGGUUCAGACUUUGGUGGAUAUCCUACUUUGAGGCAGAGAAAUGAAUCUUUUGAUAUACGAGAGUCAAUGAGUGUGCACUGUGGAUUUGUAAGAGGAACUAAACCUGGCCGCAACACAGGAUUUAAUAUGGAUGAAGAUGACCUUCUCGAAAUGGAGCAGUGUCAUGGCAUAGUUGUUGCAUCAGCUAUAUUUGGGAAUUUUGACGUGAUAAAUGAGCCAACAAAUAUAUGCGAGUAUUCAAAGCAGACUGUAUGCUUCCUUAUGUUUGUAGAUGAAGAAACAGAGAAAUAUUUGAGGAGCUCUGGCAGGUUGGGAACCAGCAAGAAGAUUGGUUUGUGGAGAAUUAUUGUUGCUCGUAAUCUUCCUUACACAGAUGCAAGACGCACAGGGAAGAUUCCAAAGCUUCUGUUGCAUAGAAUGGUUCCAAAUGCUCGCUACUCUAUAUGGCUUGAUGGAAAGCUUGAGCUUGUCGUUGAUCCAUAUCAAAUCCUUGAAAGGUUUUUGUGGAGGAAGAAUGCAACUUUUGCCAUAUCCAAACAUUACAGACGCUUUGACGUAUUUGUUGAGGCCGAGGCAAAUAAAGUUGCUGGAAAGUAUGAUAACACCUCCAUUGACUUUCAGAUUGAGUUUUACAAGAAUGAGGGACUGACUCCAUAUACAGAGGCCAAACUUCCUCUUAUAAGUGAUGUUCCUGAAGGAUGUGUAAUAGUACGAGAACAUGUUCCUAUUAGCAACCUCUUUACUUGUCUUUGGUUCAACGAAGUUGACCGAUUUACCCCUAGGGACCAGAUCAGUUUCUCAACUGUCAGGGAUAAACUUUUGUCGAGGGUGGAUUUUCAUUUUCUCAUGUUCUUGGAUUGUGAAAGACGCAACUUUGUAGUUCAGAAAUAUCAUAGGGAUUUAUUAGAGCGCAUGGCUGCUCCGGUGACUGUUACUCUCAGUUCACCACCGCCACCUUCUCCUCCCACAUUGCUUAAACUCGAAACUUUGCUGGAAAAGGUUGUAAUUCCAACAAUUAGGAAAGGCCCUGGAAGGCGUGGAAGAGACAAGAGACCGGGUUCAAGGCAGCACCGCAAAGUCGUGGCUGGAAGUAGGGACACAAACAUUGAAGCAAAUUAAAAAAUUUUGUUUGGGUGAUUAUAUGAUGAUUUCUUUUGUUUUGGCAUUCCACCUACACAAAUCAAAUUUCAGAGCAGAGCUGGAGGAAAACGUUGAAGCUGAGUGUUGUAUUUUUUCCACAUAGAAGCUCUCAUUCUUUUUACUUUCUGCAAUUUGUUCAACGCUAUUAAUUUUUUUGUUGUAUAUAGAGUAAAAUCCUCAAUAAUUAUAUCGCAAGGGUUGUCACUUGCCACCAAAUUCCUCAGAUGUGAUAACCCACUGUUGUUCCAUUAUCAUAGGAAAGAAGUGUAGUUCCUCUCAAUUUUACUCCAUCAUAGUCUAAUAAAGCGACGAGAAAUUAUUU
Abrus precatorius (Indian licorice) is the source of this 2441-nucleotide messenger RNA. RefSeq lists its product as uncharacterized. The transcript is spliced from 9 exons. The coding region runs from base 377 to 2098 and encodes 573 amino acids. The record is from RefSeq and is a predicted model, not a curated record. NCBI's taxonomy places the organism in Eukaryota, Viridiplantae, Streptophyta, Magnoliopsida, Fabales, Fabaceae.